This is a messenger RNA of Beta vulgaris subsp. vulgaris (sugar beet), 1329 nucleotides long. RefSeq names its product WAT1-related protein At3g30340. Gene Ontology annotation, cellular component: plasma membrane. The transcript is spliced from 6 exons. Bases 6 to 1112 code for a protein of 368 amino acids. The record is from RefSeq and is a predicted model, not a curated record. Gene Ontology annotation, molecular function: transmembrane transporter activity. NCBI's taxonomy places the organism in Eukaryota, Viridiplantae, Streptophyta, Magnoliopsida, Caryophyllales, Amaranthaceae.
UUCCUAUGGGAGGAUGUCAGAACUGGAAGCUCAUUGUUGUAAUACUGGCUGUUUAUUUUGUGAUGGCAUUAUUAACCAUCCUAUUUAAGAAGAUUCUUGAUGAGGGUACAAAUCAGUUGGUCAUGAUCACUUACAGAUUGACAGCGGCUGCGAUCUUUUUGUUUCCCAUUGCUCACUUUUGUGAAAGGAAAAACGGAGCAAAGCUCACAAUUCCAAUCUUAUGUUAUAUCUUCUUCAGCGCUCUCAUUGGGGCAACGCUCACUCAGUACCUGAACCUUCUCGGGACCCAACACACAUCUGCUGCCUUUUCCAGUGCAUUCACCAAUAUGAAUCCUGUAUUUACUUUUCUUUUGGCUUUGCCACUAAGGCAAGAGAGUGUGAACUUGAGAACCAAACAUGGGAUGGCUAAAGUGUUAGGUUCACUUACUUGCAUUGGUGGAGUUAUACUGCUCAUCUUUUACAGAGGAAUUUCACUAAACAAAGCAACUAACUACUCAGGGAAACCCACAUAUAAUGCUAGUAACUUGAGUAUGGUUACAAAAGUUGGAAGCAAGGAAGAAUGGAUUGUUGGAUCAAUUUACCUUUUGUUAAGCAUCCUAUGCUGGUCUGGAUGGUUUCUUAUGCAAUCAAGGAUUGGCAAGAUAUACGGACGUAAAUACUCUAGCACAGCCUUGAUGUCAACUUUUGGUGCUGCUCAGUCUGCAAUCUUAUGUUUUGCCAUCAACAGAGACACUACUAUUUGGAUUCUAAGGGGAAAGCUACAAAUCUUUACUGUGUUAUCUGCUGGAAUAUUGGGAUCAGGGUUAUGCUAUGUUGGGAUGUCAUGGUGUGUUGAACAGAGGGGUCCAGUGUUUACUGCAGCAUUCACCCCUUCGAUACCAAUAUACGUGACUAUGAUGGAUUUCGCUUUCUUUCAUGAACAAAUUUACCUUGGAAGUGUUAUAGGAUCCAUCAUAGUUAUAUGUGGUCUAUAUACACUUCUGUGGGGUAAAAGCUAUGAAGCGGCGGUCCAUAACAUGAGUGAGCCAGCUGAAGCAGUGGAAUCUCAUGGAAGUUCUGCAACUGCCAUGAACGUUAUUCAAGUCACCUCCGAUUCCGAACGUCCCUCUUAGCUUUUGAUUGUAGACACAGAAAAUAAUAGUACUAAGCUCAUUGAAAUCUUUUGGAUUCAUUCACCUUUAUUUUGUAAUUUUCUAGCAAAAGAUCCAAUAAAGAAGGUUCUCUGCUUGAAAGCUCUCUAUAAUUGUUCAUGGUAAUGUAUGUAACGGGUGCAUCAUACUUCUAUAUGAUAGGCUUUUAGUCAUCCCAUAUCACAGAUUUUUAUCACCA